This is a messenger RNA of Alnus glutinosa, 318 nucleotides long. RefSeq lists its product as uncharacterized. The record is from RefSeq and is a predicted model, not a curated record. NCBI's taxonomy places the organism in Eukaryota, Viridiplantae, Streptophyta, Magnoliopsida, Fagales, Betulaceae. The coding region runs from base 1 to 318 and encodes 105 amino acids. The transcript has a single exon.
AUGGCCCUAAAUUGCCUUACCAGCUGCCAGUUCAUGGACGGUAACAAGUCGGACUCUGACAGCGAAUAUCGCCGAGGAGAAUGUUGUCGGAAACUGUGUUGUGUAAAGGUUUGGAGGCGCCGCUGUCAAUGGAACAUAUUGCCGUACGAGAAAAUGAGAAUUGGGUCUUUAAACAUGGCAACUGAGAAGGUGAGGAAGAGUCAUUGCCGGAGUUAUAGUACCGGAGUUGUUGCAUUCGUCGGCGGCACGGAGCCAAGGUUGGUGAGGAGCUGUGCAAUGAGAAGGGAUUGGAGCUUUGAGGAUGUGAGUCAGGGAUGA